Mytilus trossulus (common blue mussel) is the source of this 2800-nucleotide messenger RNA. Its product is annotated as protein STPG4-like. Gene Ontology annotation, biological process: epigenetic programing of male pronucleus. Bases 96 to 905 code for a protein of 269 amino acids. Lineage: Eukaryota; Metazoa; Mollusca; Bivalvia; Mytilida; Mytilidae. The transcript has 8 exons. Gene Ontology annotation, molecular function: chromatin binding; histone binding. Gene Ontology annotation, cellular component: male pronucleus; germinal vesicle; female pronucleus. The record is from RefSeq and is a predicted model, not a curated record.
AUUUAAAUCACGUGACCGUCUCUAAGGACGCAAAAAGGUAAAAAUCAAUAAUCUAAAGGUGAUCUCUUUUCCGUUUGUCAACAGACUUCUACAACAUGACUUUGACCCCAGUCCCGGAGAAAAGCCGGGAAAGGUCUAUGCUCUCGACUGAAGAUACUACAACCUCAAGGACAGAUCAACAUAAAAAUGAACCUAGACCGAUCAGCACGAAACAUCAAUGGGAGGGUCGGAAAGCAUUGGCUGAGGGUUACGACCCACCUAUAACAGAGCGAGAGACGUGGUGGAGAACGUAUAUAAGGGAAACCCCAUUACCAGGUGCCUAUGAAACAGAUUCCUUUUUAGACAAUCUGAGAAAGAAACAAAAUACAUACAGGUUCAAAUCUGAUGGAAGAGCGAUUGAUCCACAUCCACAUGGAAAGGGUGCACAACUCUUACCAGGGGCAUACAACUUCCCUAGUUUUCUAGAAAGGUUCAACACAUUACCAGCAACCUAUAACUUCAAAUCAGAAAGGAGAGACAAAUUUGAUACCCUUAAUAUGGGCACGAAAGACAGGGAUAUCAACGUGAGCCCUAAUGCAUAUGCUUUGGAAAAAUAUUUGUCAUUGUCAGUAGAAAAACAACAGUCUAAACAUUAUAUGUUCCGAUCUCAACAUAAGAGAUUCCCAACAGCUCCUUUCAAACCGAAAAAAGGGCCAGGUCCAGGAGAAUAUGAACAACAGAGUAUCUACCCUAAAAUAAGUGUUUCAUCAAGCUUCAAGUCAAAAACACCAAGAUUUUCUAGUUCACAUACACGUGUUCCAGGACCUGGUACCUAUGAGAAGACCUAUCAGUACCCACAACCAGAUACAGUCACAACCAUGGGUAGACAACAUGGCCUAUUCUUCUCAAGUGCAUUUCAAACAUAAGCUCUAGUCAAUCUGUAGGAUUUGAGUAGACUGUGCAUGCUUGCUUCAGACAUUAUUUUUCUAAUUUAUACUUUACAGCAGAAAUUUGUCUGCUAAGAAUUCUAUAUUCCACAAAUCUACGGAAUAUGUAACCAAUUAAGUCAGAGCUUUUUGUGAAGAAAUUUUUCCAAAGAAAUUUAAAAUAAUGUUGAAUAUAUUUAAAGAUGUUUCAUUAUAUGGGUUGUGCUUGAUUUUCAAAUUGUAAUGUGGAAAUUUCUAAUAUACAAUUUAAGAUAUUUCUUAUUCAGUUAUAGUUCUGACAUUGUAGAAAGAAUGUUCUGCUUAAUAUAUAGACUUUCACAAUCUAAAAGAAUAUUCAAAAUAAAUUUCAAAAUUCUUGCUUAUUCAUCAUAAAUUUUUCAGAUUACCAUUUCAAAUUGAAAAUGCAAGCAAGGCUUGGAAAUGAGCUGUGUAAUGGACUUAGUGCAACAUUUAUAAAUCUAGUGAUAUUACAGUAUACCAUAUCAUGUUUAAUGAAAUUUGAAAUUAGAGCUAAGGUGUUUCAUAAUGCAUUUAGUCAACAUGUUUUGUUAAUUGCAUGUACUGUGGAUUCAUUUAUUUUCGUGGGUACAAAUUUUAUUGGAUUGAAGAAAAACUGUAUUUUCAUGGAUAUUUGAUUUUGUUGUUAUUCAGAAAUCUGCAUAUAAUCAUACAGCAAAUUUGUAAUUCGUUCAUUUAAAUUUGUGGUUUCCCUGUACCUACGAACUCAACUAAAAAUUGGUAUCCAACGAAUAAAAAUGAAUCCACAGUAAAACAUUUAUCAUCUUUUUAUUCAGUAGUACCUUAAUGAUUAUAAUGAUAUAAGCGAUUGUGAAAAAUUGUAAAAAGUGAAAAUAUGUGUGUGUUCGACCUUGUUUGUUAAAUCAAAGUCUUAACUUAAAGCUAAAUCCAUGACGUAAAUUAAAGCAUUGACUUGUUGAAGUCUUUGAUAGACAGAGGUAAAUAUAAGGGUAUGUCUAUUCUAAUGUCAAUAUUUGUUUUUAAAUUUGAAUUCUUUAUUAAUUAUUUCAAUUGCAUUGUAUUUGUAUGUUAUCAGUAUUAUGUUUAUAAAUAUAUCAAAAAAGGGUAUCAUGAUUGUGAUUGAAAAAGAUAUCAUAAAACCUGAAUAUUUUUGGUACAUGUUUUGACCAAACAAGUCCAUAUGAAGUUCAGAGAAUGGGGGAUUUUAUUUCACUGGAGAAAAAAAAUGCUCUUUAAGAAACGUGUGUCUAAAAAAUCUAAUUCCAUUUAUUUCAACAUUUUCAAAAAAAGUAAUGGCAGAAGAGAUAAUUAUUGGACUGUCAGUGUAAUUUUUAUAUAUGAACAGUUUUAAUUCAGAAAAAUAACUUUGUUAUCCUUAUUUAGAGCAGACUGGGUUUACCUAAUAAUGAGAAAUGAUAGAUUUUGGCCAAUGGAUACCAGAUUUUUUACAAAAUGAAAAUAGAAUUCUAAUUUGUUUGUAGAAUGGCAUUCAAGUCAAAAGAAGGUAACAAUUGCUGUAAAGUGCAAAAUGUUCACUAUUUUUUAUUAUUAAGAUAAAAUCUAGAAACUACCUUCCCAAACCUCUGAUAUUUAAAUCAAAAUUAAAGUGAAAAAAAAUUGAAAAUAAAAUCUAGCAAAAUUUUAACCCAGAUGAAAUAAUCACAUUUACAAUAUCAAGUUUUGUAUAGUGGGAAAAGGGUGGUCUCUUAUUCCAACGAGGGUAAUAGUUUUAAAGGUGAACAUUUAAUCAAUAUGCAAGACAUGUUCAUGUGUGUUUUCCAGCUGUCUUCAAAACAAUAAUAUAUUGUCAUCAGUAUUAUUACAUUUUUAUGUUAUAUUUUUUUAUAUGUGUGAUAUUUUUGUUACAAUGUUUACAAUAAAUUAUUAUAAUAUUU